Molecule: messenger RNA, 2640 nt
Organism: Blastomyces dermatitidis ER-3
Lineage: Eukaryota; Fungi; Ascomycota; Eurotiomycetes; Onygenales; Ajellomycetaceae
Product: class I alpha-mannosidase
Exons: 3
Coding region: 1-2640 (879 amino acids)
Biological process (GO): carbohydrate metabolic process; N-glycan processing
Cellular component (GO): endoplasmic reticulum; Golgi membrane
Molecular function (GO): calcium ion binding; mannosyl-oligosaccharide 1,2-alpha-mannosidase activity
Source: RefSeq, a predicted model, not a curated record
AUGCUUCGUCUCCGUCGAUACAGAGUUUUUGUGGUCUUCGCCAUCAUCAGCGUUGUUGUCUUCGUUCAUUUCUUUCGAAUCCGUGAUUGGUCUGGCCCCCCCACGCUCUCUAACGAACCUGUAGAAAAACAGAAGCCCCUUCCACCUCCAACGGCACCCCCGUCUCCUAAUGGUUCGCCGGCCCUCCAGCAAACACCCGGCGUUGGGAAUUCAAACGACCAUGGCUUUGCACCGGAAUCCAAAACAGCAAUCCCUUCCUCUGACCCGCUACCCUCAGCUUCUCCAGUAGCGAAGCCCCCUGCAGCUCAGCCGUCCGUUCCUAGCUCUCCACAGAAGGAAUCAACCAAACCACAUCCACUGACAAAGCCACAUUUUUCACCGUCGGAGGACGACGAGUUUGGAUCUCCUGGUAAAGGGAGGGUGGAAGCUAACAACCCUGACAGUAGCGAUGUCCGGUGGGAAAAACCACCCGAGCAUUUCCCGGUUGCACCGGAGGACCUUAUUAAACUUCCUCAGGGGAUGCUCGAGACGCUGCCCAAGAUCCAAUUCGAAUUUCCAGAAGAGUCCCCAGCAGAUAAAGCCGAUCGCGAGGCGAAACUGGCCGCGAUCAAGCAAUCGUUCAAUCAUUCGUGGACGAGCUAUAAAGCAGAAGCAUGGGGCCAUGACGAGCUGCGUCCAGUUCUUGGCGGAUACCGUAACCCAUUCUCGGGAUGGGGCGCCACGUUGGUCGAUGGCUUGGAUACGCUCUGGAUAAUGGGCAUGGUGGAUGAGUUUGAAGAGGCCGUAGAAGCGAUCAACAAGAUUGAUUUUGCUACUAGCCCAAGGCAAGAUAUACCCCUCUUUGAGACUGUGAUUCGCUACUUGGGCGGCCUUAUUGGAGCUUAUGACGUCUCGGGAGGUAAAUAUCAAUGUCUAAUCGAUAAGGCUGUCGAACUUGCAGAGAUAUUGAUUGGUGCAUUCGAUACUCCUAAUCGAAUGCCCGUUACGUACUACCAUUGGGCACCGGCAUAUGCGUCACAACCGCAGCGUGCUAGUUCUAGGACUGUAACCGCGGAAAUUGGAACCCUGUCGCUUGAAUUCACUCGAUUGACACAGAUUACAAAGGAAGAGAAAUACUACAAUGCUGUUGCAUGGAUCACCAAUGAGCUUGAAAAGUACCAGGAGAAGACGAAAUUGCCUGGGCUAUGGCCAACACAUAUAGAUGCUUCCGGUUGCAAAAAGAUUAUGCGACUCGUAAAGCAGCCUGCGGAAUUGCCUAUUGGUUUAACGCCCCCUACAGUCCCUGAAGUUAAAUUACCAGAGAGGCAUAUUCAGAAGCGGGAGGAAAUGGACCCCAUUCUGGUCGACGCAGAACCUGCAGAUUACAACCUGAAGCCUGGUUCGCAGCCUCUGCCAACCCUUCGGGCGGAGCCAAGCUCCGACGAUGACCAGUCUGCCAAAGGCAACCUCGAGUCUUCGAGUGAAUAUGAUUGCAAAAACCAAGAUCUUACAUCCCCACCUAAGUUUCAAACAGAUAGAUUUACCCUUGGCGGGCUUGUAGACUCCGCUUACGAGUACUUGCCCAAACAAUAUGCACUUUUGGGUGGCCUCAAUGAGCAGUACCGAACUAUGUAUGAGAAGUCCAUGAAUGCGGUCAGGAAAUAUCUUCUAUUCAGACCUAUGUUACCGGAUAAACGAGACAUUCUAUUCAUCGCAUCUGCUAUCGCGAGAGAGCCUGUGACUGAAAAGGACGAUCUAAUGCUCACAUAUGAAGGCUCUCACCUGGCUUGUUUUACAGGUGGCAUGUUUGCUCUUGGUGCAAAGCUCUUUGGGAUUGAAAGCGAUCUAGACAUUGCCGCUAAACUGACCGAAGGCUGUGUAUGGGCAUAUGAAUCUACCACGACAGGUAUUAUGCCGGAAAGUUUUGAAAUGCUGCCUUGUGGAUCUCUGGAACCCUGUGAAUGGAAUAAAACCAGAUACUAUGACGCUCUAGACCCGUACUUUGAAGAGCGAAAGUCGUAUCAUGACCAAAUAGUCGCGGAACAUGCUCAGCAGCUCGCAAAGUCCAUGCGCUCCAACGAACCGGCGACCAGCUUUAAGUCUGACCCGCCGAAGCGACAAUCCAUUCCAGGAGCCCCCGGUGAGAAGCCAGACGCUCAGAAACUCGUCAAACGCCAGGACCUUGGCCCACCAAAGACUGCAGAAACCGCUGCUAUCGCUACACCGGCAGUUAUCCCCCCCUUUUGGAAUGAGAUAGAUGUUCCCGCCUUUCUCUCCCAUGCGGAGUUUGCCGAAGCAACUAUUAAGGAAGAUCGUCUACCGCCCGGAGUUUCCACAAUCUCAGCGCGAAAAUACAUUCUUCGCCCUGAGGCGAUCGAGUCGGUUUUUAUCAUGUAUCGUAUCACAGGAGAUAACUCCUGGAGGCAGAAAGGAUGGAAUAUGUUCCAAGCCGUUGAAGCUGCGACGAGAACGGACCUUGGGAAUUCGGCUAUUAAGGAUGUCACGAGCAGGGUACCUAUGUUCUUGAAUGAGAUGGAGUCGUUCUGGCUUGCGGAAACGCUCAAGUAUUUCUAUUUGCUGUUUAGUGAUCCAGAGCUUGUUAGCUUGGAUGAAUAUGUCCUCAAUACCGAAGCACACCCGCAUAAACGCCCCUUGCCGUGA